Molecule: messenger RNA, 3774 nt
Organism: Oncorhynchus tshawytscha (Chinook salmon)
Lineage: Eukaryota; Metazoa; Chordata; Actinopteri; Salmoniformes; Salmonidae
Product: ankyrin repeat domain-containing protein SOWAHC-like
Exons: 1
Coding region: 560-2305 (581 amino acids)
Molecular function (GO): protein binding
Source: RefSeq, a predicted model, not a curated record
UCUGAGUUCCCAUGUGUCUUGAAGGCUGCAUUAUACCACAGAACAAUGGGACAGAUAUUAAACCGGAUGUAUAAAAUUCUCUAACGAAAAUAUGCAAAUAUAUGCUACCUCCUCACAUGUUCUUCCCACCAUGAUUCAUUUUCUCCCAUUGGAAACGACAGGCUCUGGUCUAUCUUGGGUUAGUGAUACGUUCCUACAUUCAUUGCCCAACAUGAUUCCUAUCUCCUCCUCUCUCUAACAUCUCUGGGGUGGAUCGCUGUGCCCGUAUAAAUAAAACGGAUAGACAGGUCUGCUUGCAAAAGAGGGUCCUUCCCGACUCAACUCUGGGUGGGGUGACGGUUCUAUUAAUUUAUAUUCUGUAUCAAAGAAGCACAACAACGUCUGUGAGGAUGAUGUGAUGGGACAACACCAACCAGGGCAGGUGAAAACCGUAAAUGUACGGGCUGAUUCAACUACAGCUAAUUUAUAAACAUAUAAAAGGGAAGAUCAUUUUUAGAUAUAUUAGUGGUUUGCCGAAGGCUACUUGUAUGUAUUUGUUUUAACCAGCUAAUCUAACGUAAUGGCGACCGAGUGCACUCAAGAAGCGGUCGUACAAUUUCUGACCGAGCGAGGAGGGAGAGUGAAAAAACAGGAAUUCAUUGACUAUUUCAAAGCUGUUUUCCCGGAAGACCCUGACCAGAAAGCAAUUGUUCGGGAGAAAUUCAAGGGAUACGUGGACAACGUCGCAUUUGUAAAGUUGGAGAAUGGAGUGAAAUGUGUUUGUUUAAAAAACAAGUAUCGAGUGGAAAAAGACAGCGCGUGCAAUGGCAACGAAACAGGCACCUUUUUGGAACAAGAUAGCAGCACCCCUGUCCUAUCAAAAUCAUAUAAGAACUUGAUAGAAGAUUGUGCACCACAACUGCAUCUGUCAGCAUCUUCUGCUGGGGGUGUGCGCUCUUGUGAAACCACUGCAAACGAGGAGGCACAACAAGAAAUUUCACCUGGCUCGGGUUACGGAACUGACAAUGCCGCAGGAGUGAGACCGCCUGACAUUUCAGGAAUUAUAUUGGAAGGUAACAUUUUAGAAAGAGCUGCGUCAACAAGGUCUGUAGUUCAGAAUAAUAGUUUACCAGACAUUAUGGGAAAUGCGUUAGGCCUUGGUGGCAAUGGAGAGCAGAAAUUGACCAAGGAGGACCUUCAGACAUUGCAACCGCACGACAUACCGCAAAUUGCAGUGAUUGAGACGUCACCUUUACCUACAGCCGCGGAUGGCUCUAUGUUCCACUUACCCGGACGUCAAUUCCCAACUAAUGCACAGGACAGCCUGCAGUCCAGUCACCCUUCAUCAGAGGACGGGGCAGACGAAGGCCAUAAUUAUGAUUCGCUACUAAGCAAAUCGGGGAGUGACAGCAACACACCUAAAAGUAGCCAUAACAACUUUAUUGAGCUCAUGAUGAACAGCUCCCCCCAGGUGCGACGCAGCAUGGUGUUGAGGAACUCCGUCUACCUGUCUACAAAGUACAGGGACUGUGCCCGGAGCGACAGUGACUCUGCCUCUGUGGUUUCUUCUACUACAGACGAAGACAGAGCUUCAGUCACUCUGGACCCGUUGGAACACGAAUGGAUGAUGUGUGCAUCCGACGGCCAAUGGGAGAGUCUCCACCGCCUCCUUUCCUGUGAACCGAACCUUGCCAUGAAGAAAGAUUUUGUGACUGGGUUCACCUGCCUGCACUGGGCUGCCAAGCAAGGCAAACAAGAACUGCUGGCACUUAUCGUGAACUUUGCCAAAAAACACAAGGUACCCAUCAACAUCAAUGCCCGGUCAAGUGCCGGCUACACACCACUACAUCUAGCAGCAAUGCACAACCAUGUUGAAGUGGUGAAGUUACUGGUAGGAGCCUAUGACGCAGACGUAGAGGCCAGAGAUUACAAUGGGAAAAGGGCGUGUCAGUAUCUUACGAACAGUGUGGCUGUUGAUAUCCGUGACAUCAUCGGGGCGGGUAGUGGCGCUGACUCGGACUCAGAGAACACAGACGAUGGGGGGCAUUGGCGGUUGUCUAAAGUUCUCCAGUCUAAUCUGAUGCCCCUCAAACUGCACAAUCACAGUGAGGAGGACACAGGUGAUGGAGCAGGGCAGGCCAGACAGAAACCCUUGCGAAGGAAAUCAUCCCUUAGCAAGAUGAGGCCCAAACUUCAGAAGAUCCGCUUCAGAUCUUCGCAGAUAGUUCACAGCACUUCGUUCCCAGCACACUGUGAGACAGAGGAGCUUAACGGGUCCAGGAAAAGCUCAUUUAAAUCCAGACCCAUGUCAAAUCUGUUUGGCUGAAGAAUAGCCUCUAAGUACACUCGACAAAGAGCAAAUCAACUACUACAGUGCAGAAUGACUGACACAAUGCAGUAUAGUCUGAUGUUACAAGUUUUUUUUUUUUUGUGGCAUAGGCCAAGUCUGGUGUUACACAUACUUAAGGGUUUUUACCCCAGGCAUUAUAUGAAUAUGCUGAACUAACAGAGUACGGUAUUACAUGAUCUAUUGAGUAACUGGCCAGAUUGCUACCCCUGGUUAGGCUAAAUAUUUCUGUCUUAAUCCUCUUAUCAUGCCGAAGUAGCCAAGGAGGUUUUACAGUUCGUCUGCUUUAACCCUUAACGUACAUGAUAAGCUGCCUGCAACCAACUGGGCAAAGAUGUCAGUUCAAUGUCUAGUUUUGAUUUACAUUUCGUUGAGUUUUUAACUAAUGUGAAUUCAAUGUGAAAUCGACAAAAAAUGUUAUUGGAUUUGGGUUAGAAUUUGGGUGAUUUUAAAAAUAUAUUUUUUUAAAUAUGAAAUUAUCUUCCAUUGAAGAUCAGAACCAAGGAGAUCAGAACCAAGGAGAUCAGAACCAAGGAGAUCAGAACCAAAAAUACUUUUUUUCAUAUCCAAUCAGUUUCCCACGUUGAUUUGACGUCUUCAUAUUACAUUUUUUGGGGUUGAAAUGGCAUGGAAACAAGGUUGACUCAACCUGUUUUUGCCAAGUGGGAAGUGUUUAAACUUCCAAGUUAUUUGACCACAUGGUAGAAACGAUGUAAUUGAUUUCACAAUGCUUGGGAGCAAUUCUAUCUUAUUACUGUCAGACUGUUAGUGAUGCUAUGAAUUUAUUCUCCCUAUUUAAGUUGCUUUAAGCACUUUGAUUUGAAACCGUUAUUGAUCCAGCUUUCCUGAGGUGGAUGCCAUUCAGUCCGGCUGAAAGACCUGAGAUGGGGAAUUUACUUCCUCUUUGUUUUCAAGUGGAGGAUUGGAGGCCAAUGAAAAGGCCUCUGGUCCUUUAAGUCUGUAAUCGGGAUCAGUAGAGGAGCCUUCUGUGUCACAAGGUCCGCUUUUUGUUGAGCGUAUGGUAGGCCUGCGGUGUGUAGUGCUAUGAUGAAAGAUCAGGUUUCAUAACUAUUCACAGUCCACCUUGAAUUAUGCUAUGCAGUUAUACUCACUUUAUGACCCUCUGAUCAUAGCUCCUUAUUAUGAGUUGUCUAAGGCUGCAGUUGUCUGGUGUUAAGUUGUAGGCUACCCUCUGAUCUGUUAUGCACCAGUGGUUUUCUAUCAACAGGCUCCAGCUUGCUGACCCAGGAGAGCCUCUACACACAAUAAUAAGAAUGUGAAAACAUGUUUUUAGAAAUGUUUGCAAAUAUAUUGAAAAUUAAAUGCAUAAAUAUCUCAAUGACAAAAGUAUUCACACCCCUGGGUCAAUACUUUGUAGAAGCACCUUUGGAUGCGUUUACAGCUGUGAGUCUUUCUGGAUAAAUCUCUAAAGAGCUUUCCACACCUGG